Messenger RNA from Fonsecaea nubica, 336 nucleotides. RefSeq lists its product as hypothetical. The transcript is spliced from 2 exons. The record is from RefSeq and is a predicted model, not a curated record. Bases 1 to 336 code for a protein of 111 amino acids. NCBI's taxonomy places the organism in Eukaryota, Fungi, Ascomycota, Eurotiomycetes, Chaetothyriales, Herpotrichiellaceae.
AUGACCGUGUCGACCGCUCCCUCGUCCGACGACGCGCAAAAGUACAGGCAAGAACGGCACCGGGGUGGAAAGGCGCAUGCGAGGGCCGCGAAAGACGGUCAACGCCCAAUCCGCGCCGAGUUGCUCAAACAUGGGGAGCGACGCGACGACCAAGCCAUCCAAAAGACCGACCGAUAUUGGCAAAAGGGGUCCGCCGAUCAUGGCCUACCAAAGCAUGGCUUCUGGACCGAGCGCGACACACGCAAAGAAUGGAAAGAUCCUGGCCCCGCUCCCAUGAUCAAAGAUAUCACCCAGAGUACCACCGGCAGCCGUGAACGGAGGUCGAACCACAAGUAA